AAAUUAAACUCACUACUAUUUUCUUUCUAAUUGUUGCAACUAAAAAAUGGCUAGUAGUCAUUCUUUAGCAGCUAGGCCUCAGCCAGUAAGUAGGCGUGAACGUCCAGUUUUCUCAAUGUCUGAUGAUCAUGCAAUGUCCAAGAAAAUCCUGAAUACUCAUUCUCCCAAUGGUCGUGAAGUCGAUGUGGACAUCAUCCUUCAAGUCAUUGAGGGGAUUUUUCAACAUAUCCAUGGCGCUUUACAGGAUAGUACUGAUCGUGAAAGCAUGGAAACCUCAAAACUAGAAGAGAACGCCUCAUUUGCCUUUGACGGCUUCCAUCUUGAAGGAUUGGCUUAUAUCAUGCACAAAGUCUCCUGCCAGUUGACAUGCAAGUUCUCAGGAGGAGGGGAUGCCCAUGCAACAACAAUGGAAAUCUUAGGGAUGCUCUCUAGUUAUCAAUGGGAUACAAAACUAGUCUUAACCUUGGCAUCAUUUUCCAUAAUCUAUGGAGAAUUCUGGUUGGUAACUCAGAAAUUUGCUACUCACCCUUUGGCGAAAAUGGUGGCUCUGUUGAAACAGCUACCUGAUAUAAUUGAACAUGCUGCUGCUCUCAAAUCGCGAUUCGAUGCCAUCAACAACCUCCUCAAAGCUAUUUUGGACAUAACCAAAUGCAUCAUUGAAAUCAAGAGGCUUCCAUCUCAGUACAUCUCUGAAGAUCAACCACCUAUGUCUGUUGCUAUUGCCUACUUCCCUACUGCAGUCUAUUGGACCAUAAAAAGCAUUGUUGCUUGUGCUUCCCAGGUCACUAGCCUUCUUGGCAUGAGUUAUGAGUUCAUAUCAGCUACUACAACAGACACAUGGGAAAUGUCAAGCUCCACGCACAAGCUGAACAACAUUAGUGAUCACCUUAGAGCUGAAUUGGAGCGUUGCUAUGAACAUAUUCAGGAGAAGAAACAUACCGAGUAUUAUCAAAUGCUUGUACACUCAUUCGAGACAACCCAAUUCGACAACAUGAAGAUAAACAAGGCACUUAUCUACAUCAAAGAUGAUUUACUGCCACUUGAAGUUGGAACUACGCACACGAGGGCCAAUAUUGACGUGCUGAGAAGAAAGACUGUUUUGCUGCUAAUAUCUGAUGUUGAUAUUACCCCAGAAGAGGUAUUAAUACUUGCCACUGUCUACAAUGAAUCAAGGGGAAGGUCAGAACUUCAAUACGAAAUAGUGUGGCUUCCAAUUUCGGAUAGAUCAAGGGAAUGGAACGAAGGGUACGAACACAAAUUUAAAGAAUUACAAGCACUUAUGCCUUGGUACACAUUGCACCAUCCUUCUUUGUUAGAGCCAGCAGUGAUCAAGUUUGUCAAAGAAAGGUGGCAUUUCUCUAAGAAGAUGAUGCUUGUAGCCUUAGAUCCACAACAAGGUAAAGUGGUUUGUCAAAAUGCAAUCCACAUGGCUUGGAUUUGGGGAAAUUUGGCCUAUCCAUUCACUAUGGCCAAACAAGAGGAACUCUGGAGCAUUGAGUCCUGGAGACUUGAGCUAGUAGUUGAUGGCAUUGAUCAAAGUAUAAUUGAAUGGAUGACGGCAGGGAAGUAUAUCUGUCUAUAUGGAGGAGAAGACGUCGAAUGGAUAGAAAAAUUUACGACUUCUGCUAAAGGAGUGGCACAUAGAGCUGGCAUUGAUCUGCAUAUGAUCUAUGUUGGAAAGAGCAGCAACAAGGACCGAGUUCGAAGGAUCAAUAGCAUUAUAAGAAAAGAAAAUCUAAGUUAUUGCUUGGAUGAUGUGAUGUCAGUUUGGUACUUUUGGAAAAGACUAGAGAGUAUGUUCUAUUCGAAAAUGCAGUUAGGAAAAACAAUCAAAGAUGACAAGAUUAUGCAAGAAGUGUUAACAAUGUUGAGUUUUGAUGGGAGUGAUCAAGGAUGGGCACUCAUUAGCAGAGGAUCAUUUGAAAUGGCCAGAGCUAAAAGUGUAGUAAUAACUAAGACUUUGGAUGAUUUUCAUGUUUGGGAAGAAGAUGCAAGAGAAAAAGGAUUUGUGUUAGCUCUCAUUGAUUACUGUCUUCAUCUGCACACACCACAGCACUGCAAUCGCCUAAUUCUUCCGGGACUUGAUGUGGACAUUCCAGAAAUGAUAACGUGUGCUGAAUGUGGGAGACCAAUGGAUAAGUUCUUCAUGUAUCGUUGCUGCACCGAUUGAGGGAACUAUCUAUAGUUGCUACAUAUGCAUUUUGCUUGACUACUUUCUGCUCCCAAGUUCAGGAUUUUCACAUAAAUAAAUGGUGCUUCUUAUACCACCAUUUUCUUUAUUGUCUUAUUUCAUUGAAUUAUUGUAUGUACUCUCUGGAAUUAUAAUGCUCACUUUUCUGGGAGCUCUAGAUUGCAAUUGAGUGUGUCAUAGAAAUGAUAAGGCUGGUCUUCUUAGUUUA
Nicotiana attenuata is the source of this 2399-nucleotide messenger RNA. RefSeq names its product protein SIEVE ELEMENT OCCLUSION B-like. NCBI's taxonomy places the organism in Eukaryota, Viridiplantae, Streptophyta, Magnoliopsida, Solanales, Solanaceae. The coding region runs from base 47 to 2170 and encodes 707 amino acids. Gene Ontology annotation, biological process: phloem development. The record is from RefSeq and is a predicted model, not a curated record. The transcript is spliced from 7 exons.